GGACGCCAUUGCACGUCUCAGCAUGGCAAGGGCACACAGAUAUGGUGAAUCUACUCAUCAAAGUUGGUGGCGCUCAAGUAGACGGCCGAGACAGGUGCCGUCGGACGGCGCUCCACGCCGCCGCCUGGCGAGGCCGGGCCUCUGUGCUGCGAGCGUUGCUACAGCACGGCGCCGACCCCGCCGCCGUCUGCACGCAGGGAGCCACGCCGCUAGGUAUAGCAGCGCAAGAAGGCCACGAGGAGUGUGUGUUAUGGUUGCUACAACACGGCGCUGACCCUAUGCAAGCUGACCAUUGCGGUAACUUGGAUAAUAUUUAUAUUAAUCUCAACCUAGUGUAGUUCAUAGAAAAUCCUUAUGAAAAAAGGAUACUAUAAAGUAAACCGUUUAGGCGCAAAUUGUCAAAUUCGCAAAUUGUCAAGCGGUCGCAAUGUGCCAGA
Molecule: messenger RNA, 437 nt
Organism: Ostrinia nubilalis (European corn borer)
Lineage: Eukaryota; Metazoa; Arthropoda; Insecta; Lepidoptera; Crambidae
Exons: 3
Coding region: 42-338 (98 amino acids)
Molecular function (GO): protein binding
Source: RefSeq, a predicted model, not a curated record